This is a messenger RNA of Phyllotreta striolata, 780 nucleotides long. The record is from the annotation of a GenBank genome assembly. Lineage: Eukaryota; Metazoa; Arthropoda; Insecta; Coleoptera; Chrysomelidae.
AUGGGUGCCGGUUAUACGUGCAUGAAGUACCUCUUCAUAUUCCUCAACAUCAUAUUUUUGCUCCUUUCUGUCGCCGGAAUCGGCUUGUCGAUAUGGAUGUUCGUCGAUCCGACCAUUCCCUUGCAUUUCACGCAGGAAUCCAAGGAUUAUUUGAUAACCACGAUAAUCAUUCUAUUGGCUUCCGUCAUUCUCCUCGUCGUCUCUAUCUUGGGCAUCUACAGCGUUGGACAGGAAGUCAGAAAGGCCCUGAUCGCAUCGUUCUGCUUGCUGUUGAUCAUCGUGGUAGCUGAAGUGGCAGCUGGCGUGUGGGGUUACAUUCACCGCGACAGCCUCGAGCAGCACAUUCGAACAGCUGUGAAGAAUUCUGUUAAAGAGGACUACGACAAAGACGAAAACGUUAGGAAGCUGUUCGACACCAUUCAAACAAAGCUGCAAUGUUGUGGUGCUGAGCACCCAACGGACUGGACCCGCGGGAAAGGCUACAGCAUGGUUAUUUCGGGAAAUCCCAAUUUGUACAGCAUACCUAAGAGUUGUUGCCGCGAAGGAGUGACAUCCGAAGAUUGUUUUGCUGCUACAUACAACGUAAAGGUCGGCGAUGAACCGAAUGGUCAGAUCAUCUACAACACGGGUUGCUACAAUUUGAUUUACGACAAACUGAAAGAGAGCUGCUGCAUUAUAUUAAUCGUCGGAGGGGUUAUAUUGGGAAUCCAAUUGCUAGGUUUGAUUUUGGGUCUGAUAUUGGCUUGUUCCAUGAAUCGAACGCACCGAUACAAGGCUUAA